UUAUGUAGUUUCACCUUAAGCGAUUGGUUCGAUUGACAGUAAUGACAAAAGGCAACCGCAUGUAAACAAAUAUCUUGUUAGAAUAUUUUUGAUUCCUCGCUGUUAAUUGAUAUAAAGCUUACAAUAAUUUAAUAUUCUAAUAAAUGGCAGAAAAAGCAAAGAUAAGCAGUGGCAAUGAUGGUAAGGAGAAACGCCGCAAAGAAUCCAUAUUGGAUCUUUCCAAAUACUUGGAAAAACAAAUACGAGUUAAGUUUGCCGGCGGACGCGAAGCUUCAGGUAUACUAAAAGGAUAUGAUGCAUUACUUAACUUAGUCCUUGAUAAUACCGUUGAGUAUCUACGGGACGUAGACGAACCAUUUAAAUUGGCUGAAGAAACUCGAAGUUUAGGACUUGUUGUAUGCCGUGGCACAGCGUUAGUGCUUAUUUGUCCACAAGAUGGUAUGGAAUCCAUUCCAAAUCCAUUUAUUACUCAAGAUACAUGAUUAAUUAAAUUUCUUAACAGUUAACUAUAAAAAUAAAUUUCACACAUUUUAAUAUUAAAAUUUUGGAAUAAAUUAAAGAAGAGAAAAUAA
Molecule: messenger RNA, 572 nt
Organism: Zeugodacus cucurbitae (melon fly)
Lineage: Eukaryota; Metazoa; Arthropoda; Insecta; Diptera; Tephritidae
Gene: LSm7
Product: U6 snRNA-associated Sm-like protein LSm7
Exons: 2
Coding region: 144-482 (112 amino acids)
Biological process (GO): mRNA splicing, via spliceosome; nuclear-transcribed mRNA catabolic process
Cellular component (GO): U12-type spliceosomal complex; catalytic step 2 spliceosome; U6 snRNP
Molecular function (GO): RNA binding
Source: RefSeq, a predicted model, not a curated record